Messenger RNA from Branchiostoma floridae (Florida lancelet), 579 nucleotides. Its product is annotated as jacalin-related lectin 34-like. Bases 1 to 579 code for a protein of 192 amino acids. The transcript has a single exon. NCBI's taxonomy places the organism in Eukaryota, Metazoa, Chordata, Leptocardii, Amphioxiformes, Branchiostomatidae. The record is from RefSeq and is a predicted model, not a curated record.
AUGGUAUCGUUAUCGCUGUCGUCGCCGAACGCGUCAGCUGGAAAGACGAAGUCGGACAAGUACUUAGGGAUUCUAACUGGUCGCGACGGGCGUGUGCGACGAGCGGUUGUCAACGCGACGGGAUCAGGGCACGGAGAUGGCACUGGCGGCUCGGGAACUGAUGACGAAUCAGGAACCAGGGACUCAGGAUUCGAUGACAUCACGGCAGGAUCAGGAACAACCGGGUGCUCAGGAUCUGAUGACAUCAGGACUGGACCAGGAACCGCCGGUGUGACAGCAGGCGACGUCGUAACGUCAGGCCCAGGACUGGAUGUUGACUCAGGGCUGGCUGACGUCACCGAAUGGCCAGGGGUGGGUGUUGCCUCCGCUGGCUCGGGGUCUUCUGCACGCACCCCCGGAUCGCUGGGGGCGGGUGCCUGCGGCGUUUGGCUGGCGUCGUUUGCUUCCCGGCUGCGGUCUGAUACCUGUACGACAGGGAGAGACGGAAAAGCGGGAACUUGUCCCGGGUUACGGUUGUCCCCGAUGGGGGUUGGACUGUGCCAACGUUCCGUGCCGGGUUGCGUCGCCCGGGUGGUGUGA